Messenger RNA from Tuber melanosporum (Perigord truffle), 1045 nucleotides. RefSeq lists its product as uncharacterized. The coding region runs from base 123 to 899 and encodes 258 amino acids. Lineage: Eukaryota; Fungi; Ascomycota; Pezizomycetes; Pezizales; Tuberaceae. The record is from RefSeq and is a predicted model, not a curated record. The transcript has 3 exons.
GGCCACUUAGACUAACUCAACCACCUCACUUCACCUCACCACCUCUCGAAAUCUUCACUACUACCGUACCACUACCACCGAACCUUGCUAAAUCGAGAAGAAGAAAAAGGAGGAAAAAAAAAAUGUCAGCCGUCCAAUCAAUCUCCUCAGCUUCACAGCUCUCCACCAUAAUCUCCAAAAAUACCAUCGUAAUCAUAGACUUCACCGCAACCUGGUGCGGCCCUUGCAGAGCCAUAUCCCCAAUCUUCGAGGCCCUCGCCACCAAGCACUCGAAGACGCCCAGCCUAGCCUUCGCCAAAUGCGACGUGGACGCCUGCUCCGACAUCGCACGUGCCCACUCGGUCCGCGCGAUGCCGACGUUCGUGGUUCUGCAGCGCGGCAGCGAGGUCGAUCGCAUCACGGGUGCUGAUCGCGGUGCUUUAAUGGGGGCUGUUGAGAAGUGGGCUGGAGCCGCUGGAGGGGGGUUUGGAAAGGGGCAUAAGUUGGGGGGCGAUCCGGCGGUUGUGGUUCCACCACUUGGAGGAGGAGGUGGCGGAGGGGUGUUUUUGGCGGCGGGAGAGGCGGUCAAGUACGUCCUCGACGGGCGGGUUGUUGAUAGCUUGCCGAUCGGAGCGCGGGCUAGGGGUGUGCUCAGGGUUGUUAUUGUCUUUCUGGGGUUGUAUCUUACCUCUUUGUUUUCUUUUGAUGCCAUCACCGCCGCCGAAAACUCCAUGUUCGCGAAUUACGGAAAGCCCAAGGGCCAACAGAAGAAGCCUGGUUAUGGCGGCUUCGGCGGAGCUGGGCGUCCGGGUGGACCCCCACCUCCUCCUGGCCCGCCCGGUUCUGGCUCUGGGAGGAAGCUCGGCACGGUGGAUAGCAUUAGAAGCUCUGGUGGGUGCAGUGAUGGUAGCUGUGGUUAAAAUAUUGGCUUUUUAUCAUGUCAUGUCAUCGCCAGGAAACUUGUGGGAUGAUGCUAUAGGGAUACGUUUGGUUUCUUCCUUUAUUUUAUAUUAGUUGAUUCAUGUACUUUUUACACACAAACUACUCUAUUCCUCUCCUGCGGCAA